ACAAGUUUUUGGUGUCAACUUGUUUGUGAUAGAGUGAGGAGGAGGGACCGGGCUGGUUUUGUCGGUGAAGUUUUCUUCUCUUUCCAAAAAUGACAGCAGUACUUGGAAAAAGGAUACUCUCAGCACGGAGAGUGCUGCAGAUUCCGUCAACUCUUAGACAAUGCAGGAACCUACAUACGUCCAUCAACCGCAGCAAAUUCUUUGAGCUACGCACGUAUGUCAUUAAACCAGCCAGCUUCAAGGACUACCUUGAUCUAUCAAAUGAGAAAUUCCAUCUGCGAACGGCCCACUCAAAAAACAACGGCUUCUGGUUGUCUGAACUCGGUGGACUCAAUGAAGUCACUCAUCUCUGGGAAUAUGAUGACUUUGCUCAUCGCACCAGCGUGCGACAGAAACUGGCCUUGAACCCAGACUGGCAGAGUCAGUACAUAAAGACAAUGCUGCCAUAUUUAGAUAAACAGGAAAAUGUCGUGCUGAUGGAGUCUCCUUUAAAAAAAACUGAAGAUGCACCACUACAGGAGGGAGGUGUGUAUGAGCUAUGCGGGUAUGAAGUCAAGAAAGGUUGUGAAGAUGAAGUGAUGCAACUGAUCAUGUGUCGAGCUAAGCUGAUGGAGGGGCUCGGCGACAGCAAGCUGAUGGGGCUGUAUUCUACUGAGGUUGGACCAAACAACAGCGUGUACCAGUUGUGGAAUUUCAAGUCUUUAGACAAGAGGCAGGAGACCAUGAAGAAAUCCAAAGAUGAUGCAGAUGGCCUCUCCAGUCAUGUGACCAGUAUGUUCAACAAGAUAAUGAUUCCAUGUUCAUUUUCACUUUUGAAAUAAUCACUAGAUGAUUCCCCCCCCCAAAAAAAAAAACUUUCCAUCAGCCAAUCUAGUCUUCAUUCAAGCCGUUCAUCUUGUUAUAUGAUGCACUGCCAGACAUACCAUACCACAGACGGCUGUGUAGAGCUGUGGGUUUUUUUAUUGUUUUUUUUUAUUAUUAGUUUUUUUUUAUGCUAGUCGCCAGACACACAAGGCCUGAAGGCCAC
Asterias rubens (European starfish) is the source of this 1027-nucleotide messenger RNA. Its product is annotated as protein NipSnap homolog 3A-like. Gene Ontology annotation, cellular component: mitochondrion. The record is from RefSeq and is a predicted model, not a curated record. Lineage: Eukaryota; Metazoa; Echinodermata; Asteroidea; Forcipulatida; Asteriidae. The transcript has 6 exons. Bases 90 to 821 code for a protein of 243 amino acids.